AUGUCGUCUGCUCAUGAUGCCACCACCAAGAUCUCUAUCGAUAGAUUCGACGGUGACAACUACGCGACGUGGAGCCGCUACAUGCGUGGCGUGUUCCUGACCAAGUCGGCGUGGCACGUGGUCAACCGGGAGACCACCCCCACCUUCGCCGAUCCUCGCGCCAGUGACGACUACAUCAAGACGAACAACAUUGCGUUCGGCUUGAUGCUGCUGCACAUAAGCCCGGAUUAUCAUCACGUGGUUGAUGACUGUGAAGAGGCGUGGGUCGCGUGGGCGCGUUUGAAGACGCUGUACGGCGGGUCGCAGAAGGCUGGACGCAUCUACUUGAAGCGGCAGCUGUUCAGUAUGGAGAUGGCGAAGGCGGCAAUAUGCUGCAUCAUUGCAAUGAGGUCCUCAACAUCAGCGCGAAGCUGGCUAGCAUCGUCUGCCCAAGAGUUCGAGAACGUGGUUCUCAACUUGGAGAUGAGCAGCGCGGAACUGCGAUCGCGAGACGUCGUGCGAGUGCUCACGAAUGAGCACAUCAAGAGGCAAGGUGACAAGACGACAUCUGUGAAGACUGAAGACGCGGCGAAGGCGUUCAGUACCGAGCGUGAACCUCGCCAGUGUACAUACUGCGGAAAAUUGGGGCACACGGCGGAGCGGUGCUGGACCAAGCAGAAGGACGAAAAUCAAGGUGGAGCUCGACGCGGCGGCAACAAUGCUCGUGGACGCGGAGCCAACAACAUUCAGUGGUGA
Messenger RNA from Peronospora matthiolae, 735 nucleotides. Lineage: Eukaryota; Oomycota; Peronosporomycetes; Peronosporales; Peronosporaceae. The record is from the annotation of a GenBank genome assembly.